GCUUCAAAAGAACAGGCUGCUGCAGAGUGAGAAAGCUGUGAAAGUGUGCAGACUAGCAAGUGCUUUAUUUUAUAUCUGAUAAGUGCUUUAUAGUAAAAGCCAUCAUGACAUUUGUAACUCUCAAUAAUGGAGCUAAAAUGCCUAUUGUUGGUCUAGGAACAUGGAGGUCUCCUCCAGGUGAGGUCAUAGAGGCUGUGAAGGCAGCCAUUCUGGCCGGCUACCGCCACAUUGAUGGGGCCCAUGUCUAUGAAAAUGAGAAUGAAGUUGGGGAUGCCGUAAAAGCCAUGAUUACCCAAGGAGUUGUGAAGAGAGAGGACCUUUUCAUAGUCAGCAAGCUGUGGUGCACUUACCAUGAAAAACACUUGGUAAGAGGAGCCUGUGAAAAGACCCUAAGUGAACUUAAAAUGGACUACGUUGAUCUCUACCUGAUGCACUUUCCUAUGGGCACUAAGCCUGGAAAGGAGCUUUUCCCAGUCGAUAAGGAUGGCCAUGUAAUUCCAGACAACAGCAACUUUCUGGAAACAUGGGAGGCAAUGGAGGAGUUAGUGGACGCUGGGUUGGUCAAGGCCAUCGGUAUCUCCAACUUCAACCGGGAUCAGAUUGAGACAAUCCUGAAUAAACCAGGACUCAAGUACAAACCAGCCAACAACCAGAUCGAGUGCCAUCCAUAUCUGACUCAGGAGAAGUUGAUUAACUACUGUCAGUCCAAAGGCAUCACAGUGACUGCAUACAGUCCUCUGGGUUCUCCAACCAGACCAUGGGCAAAGGCAGAUGAGCCAUCACUGCUGGAGGACCCAAAGAUUAAGGCCAUUGCAGAUAAGCAUGGUAAAACCACAGCACAGGUCCUAAUCCGGUUCCACAUGCAGAGGAACGUUGUGGUCAUUCCCAAAUCUGUAAACCCUACCAGAAUCAAAGAAAAUUUCAUGGUCUUUGAUUUUGAGCUGAGUAAAGACGAGAUGAACACUAUACUGAGUUUUAACAGGAACUGGAGGGCUUUUAUGCUGGAGUGGGCUUCCAAGCAUAAGGAUUAUCCACUGAAUGCAGAAUACUAAAGCUGUUUGCUGCAUAUUAACUGCAAUUUGAUUUUAAAGAUGACUCUUGCAUUUCCCAUUGGGGAAUAAAUGAAGCAUGUAAUUGAAGUAAUAUAAAAGGUUAUGAGCAAACCCACAUUAUCUGCAUUUAUUCAAGUGUAAUACAGCCAUUUAAGGGACUAAAUGUGGUUAAAUGUAAAGGUCAAGUGAGUUGUGAAGAAAAUUUUUCUCAUGUCUUUAACAUUUAAAAACAUAAGCCAGAGAGCUGUUUGACAGAGCUUUAUUUGGAUUUUUAAAGCGUACAUCAACACCAUAAACAAGAGCUGCUCUUGAGAACUGGAAGUGCUUUUGUUGUCAUUUUGAAAAUAAGGAGUGUGUAUUAAUUCAUAUAAAAAAAUAUCACCAGGACCAAAACUUUCUCUUGUUAUCUGCCCAAUUGUGCAAAAUUUGUGACAUUGUUCAAAUAAAAAAAGUUACUAGUGCA
Messenger RNA from Megalobrama amblycephala (Wuchang bream), 1515 nucleotides. It is a transcript of the gene akr1b1.1, whose product is annotated as aldo-keto reductase family 1, member B1 (aldose reductase), tandem duplicate 1. NCBI's taxonomy places the organism in Eukaryota, Metazoa, Chordata, Actinopteri, Cypriniformes, Xenocyprididae. Gene Ontology annotation, molecular function: aldose reductase (NADPH) activity. The record is from RefSeq and is a predicted model, not a curated record. The transcript has 10 exons. Gene Ontology annotation, cellular component: cytosol. Bases 105 to 1052 code for a protein of 315 amino acids.